GGUUAACACUUUUCCUAGAUGACGACUCAAUGUGGAGGCUUACAUCGUCACAGCUCUACCAACCUUAAACAUCAACAUGAAGCUUGCCGCCGUUCUCUCAACCGAAGUCGCCAUUCUCGGUGUCCCAAGCGCAGAGGACUCGGCGGUAGAGAACUUUGACAACCCGGCAUGGUGGGGGAAGAAGAAGAGAGACUCAACUGUUGAAAACUUUGAUAAUCCGGCGUGGUGGGGAAAGGACAAGAUGGCGACGACAGUUGAGAACUUUGACAACCCGGCGUGGUGGGGGAAGAGUGAAGAGGACCGCUGAAGUGAAGGUGGGACCAUCACGCAGGCUCGGCUUUCCUUAGUAGAUCACAGAUGCUUGGUCGUCUAGACUAAGUGAAGUGGCAAGUACAGUCGUAUGGAGGAUUUCAACUCGGGCCGAUUCUGCAUUGGCCGUGAUGAGGCUCUGGUACUGGGCCUGGACUUGCUGGCGGGUUCCCC
Thermothelomyces thermophilus ATCC 42464 is the source of this 483-nucleotide messenger RNA. RefSeq lists its product as uncharacterized. Lineage: Eukaryota; Fungi; Ascomycota; Sordariomycetes; Sordariales; Chaetomiaceae. The transcript has a single exon. The record is from RefSeq and is a predicted model, not a curated record. Bases 77 to 307 code for a protein of 76 amino acids.